Molecule: messenger RNA, 1193 nt
Organism: Polistes dominula (European paper wasp)
Lineage: Eukaryota; Metazoa; Arthropoda; Insecta; Hymenoptera; Vespidae
Product: maspardin
Source: RefSeq, a predicted model, not a curated record
CCCACAUCCCCCACUACAAAAAAAAAACCUAUCACAACAACACUUUGUUUCUUGUAUAAUAAACAUCGUCACACAUAUUUUCAUCAUGAUAAUUAAACGAACAUAAUUUUGUGUUUAAAUAUCUCUUAUCGCAAUAUUAUAUAUAUAUACAAGGUGUUGUAUCRAUAAACUUAUACAAGUGACAAUAUUAAAAAAAAAAAUUAUAAUAAUAAUAAUUUGAAGAGUAGUGGGAGAGAAAGGAAACAUGUCUUCGUGUAGUGAACUAUCACGUUCUCAAGAAUAUCAAAGCUUUCGAAGUUCAGUUCCUCUUAGAAAAAUUGUCGUUGAUUCUGAUGGAACUAAGGGAUGGAAAAUUUAUGAUUCAAGCCCAAAGACUGUUAAAUGUCCACUCAUUUGUCUUCCACCUGUCAGUGGUACUGCUGAUGUUUUUUAUAAACAAAUAUUAGGAUUAGCAGCUAAAGGUUACAGAGUUAUAUCGGCAGAACCACCGGUAUAUUGGAACGUGAAAGAAUGGUGCGAUGGAUUUCGAAAACUUUUGGAUUAUAUGGGACUUGAUAGGGUUCAUCUAUUUGGAGCCUCGUUAGGUGGAUUUUUAGCACAAAAAUUUACCGAAGUCAAUGCUUAUUGUCCAAGAGUAGCAUCGUUAAUUUUAUGUAACACAUUUACAGACACAUCUGUAUUUAGUUACAACGAUUCUGCUGCAGUUUUUUGGAUCUUGCCAUCGAUGGUAUUGAAAAAAAUGGUCAUGGGAAACUUUACAACUGAGAAGGUUGAUGGAGAAAUAAUCGAAGCUAUCGAUUUUAUGGUUGAAAGAUUGGAAAGUUUAAAUCAAUCUGAAUUGGCAUCGAGAUUAACCAUGAAUUGUGUCAAUUGUUAUGUACAACCGGACAAAAUUUGUAAUCUACCAAUAACCAUAAUGGACGUGUUCGAUGACUAUGCAUUAUCAAAUUCAGUUAGAGAAGAAAUGUAUAAAUGUUAUCCUAAUGCUAAAUUAGCUCAUUUAAAAAAUGGUGGCAAUUUUCCAUAUUUGAGUAGAUCUGCCGAAGUCAAUUUACAUUUACAGAUACAUUUGAGACAAUUUGAAGGAACGGAAUACUCAGCUUCGGUUAAAACGAAAACAACAAAUUGUACAAAAAUAUUAGAAUAGUUUCUAUAUAUAUAUAUAUAGACAGAUAGAUAGAUAGAUACACAAU